Dichomitus squalens LYAD-421 SS1 is the source of this 786-nucleotide messenger RNA. RefSeq lists its product as uncharacterized. The record is from RefSeq and is a predicted model, not a curated record. The transcript is spliced from 12 exons. The coding region runs from base 1 to 786 and encodes 261 amino acids. NCBI's taxonomy places the organism in Eukaryota, Fungi, Basidiomycota, Agaricomycetes, Polyporales, Polyporaceae.
AUGAACAUGAUGCAGCUUGGGUCUGGCACUGAGAACCGUUCGGCUCUCAUUCCUCCUGAAGUUCCUUCCUUGGACAACACAUUCGGAGCCCUUCUCAUUGGGACCAUAUGCACCUCAGUCCAUGGAAAGUGGUCAGGAACAAUCCCAAACCAAUACGCUGACGAGCAUACAGGUCUCGGUGUUUUGUGUCUUGGAUGUAAUCCACGAAAUGAUGGCCAUGCAUUUCUGAUCAUCCUUGUGGUUGCCGAACUAGGCGAGUGCUACAUCUCUGGGAUACCAUCGUUUCUGAGAACCUGUGGCUGCCUGGUAGCUUUCUGUAUCACUGACGACACACUUCUAGCUGCCACCAUUGUAACUGCAUUCACAUGGUCUAGCUUUGUCGACAUCACCUUCGCGCGAUGCCGACAGCACAGUUUUUGGAUCAUAUACGCUGCGCUAGGAUUGAGGGUCGUCACUGACCUCGUGCUUACCGGAUCGCUCAUAUUCUUAUUGCAAAGGAGUCGCACGAGAUUCACGACUACGGAACACAUGAUCGACAUCUUGAUCUUGUAUGCUAUCAAUACGGGAUUAAUCACUAGUCUCCUUAGCCUUGCAGCGGCAGUUGCGGCCGCGGUACUUCCGGAUACACUCAUCUAUAUCGCCAUAUAUAUCGUCUCGUCGAAGAACGUUCGCGUUCCCAUCCCCAGUCAUAGACACCAGCCUGAGGAGACACAGGACGCUAUCGAGCUACAGAUCAAGUCCACAGGCAGUGUGAUUGGGAGUUCCAGCACGGUUGGAAUCCGAUGA